UCUCGAAACCAGCCGCCGCCGCGGACAGCUAUCCACUAUCCUCCCGAGGUAUUACUCAAAAAAAAAAAAAAAAACUAUCCUCCAGAGGCAGUGAAAGGAUGCGCUGGCUCCGGCUAACCGGCGAUGGAAGAUGUUGGCUUCGAGUUCCUGGUGGAUGUUGUCGACAGGUUUCCAUUCCGUCAAGACUUUGCGGACAGCUUGAACCUCCCAGAUCCGGUUCCUCUGGCGGUCCUCCCGCGGAUUGCUGCGAGCGCUGAGCCGGCUGAGUGGAAUGCCGUCUACUGGUGCGGCCAGCGUAUUGGCGGCGCUAGACAGGGCAGGCCGCAGGACGACGGGCGACAGCGGCGGGAGGCUUCUCCGACAAGGUCGGCGGAGUCAACGGACAGGGUGAAUCUGGAGGGUCUGGAUGGACAAAAAGGUUACGUCUUGGGAGUGCGCCGCCGGACAGAACACGUGUCCAUCUAGGACGAGUGCCCGAGAGCAGUCAAUCCGCAAGUAUGCAGAGGAACCGACAAAAAGUGUAGUUUGUCCUGAACUAUGACUUAGUUUCGACUCACUUGGCGAGGCGUACUACUUCUACAAUAUGUAUUCGUGGGAGAUCGGGUUAGGGAUAAGGUAUGGCAAGCGCCCUAUAACGGUGUCAAUCCUCCAAGGCUCCAACCCCCAGGUUUGGUUUUCAUCUGCCUUAUUUUCUUUUGUUCCUUCUGGCGAUGCAUUGAUUUAGUGCAUGGAUGCACAACAGGAAGAUUGGAUGCUAGAUUUGCUAAGUUCUGUGAACAUGUUAGAUGGAACUAAAUUAAGCAUGCUAUUUGCUGAUUUUUUUUUCUGAUAUGCACACACUAACAGUGGCAUACAUGGUCGCUUAGUGAAAUUCUUUCUUAAUGUAAUUGUAUCUGGCACAGCCAAAUAGGGAAAUCAGUGUUUGUUUUUUCUGAUGGAACAGAGAAACCACAUGUUGCAUGGAUGGGGAAAAAAAUCUAAGUAUUGUCCAGCUCUUUCGUUGCAAACUUUCAUGCUCCCAAACAGGGUGACAGAAUGUCGUGGCUACUGAAUAUGUUGGUCCUGCUGUAUUUAGCUACCUGUUGUACUACUAUAACUUCCAUAUUUGACUAUUAGAUUCCAUAUUAGGAUCAAGUUCGCGUUCGAGGAACAAUGUAUGAACAUGCUCCAAUGAAAAUGUGGUAAUUGGGUGCCAGUUGAUUAUUAUUAAUGUGUGAAAUCAUGCCGAUCAAACUGGACAACUCAUCCUACUAUGAAUUAGGAUAUCAAUUUGUAAUCCUUUGUGCAUUGCCAUAGAGUGUAUUUAUCAACAUGGACAGCAUGAGCCUACAAUUGUUUGUAUCUCUUCAUUGUUAGCGUAUAUGAAAUUUUAUUUGACCUUUAUAUCUGUUUUUUUUCUUUUAAAGUAGUUUAUACUCUUAAUUAUCAUAAUUCCUCUUAUUAGCCCGAAGAUUUAAGAGAUAGAGUCCACUAGAAAGCGCUUGUGGAGGAUUGUUUGGGGGUUCUACAAUUUUAUUGGUAAUCUAAAGGUAAUUAAUAUAACUGAGUAUUCUGCCAUUUUUUUCACGAAAUGAUAUAAUUGUAUAAGAACUACUAUAUAUCUACUGUAAUCACCCUGCUAUUUUUGACCCUUUCAUUCUUUUCGAAAUACUUUGUGUAAAGAUUUUAGUAAUAUUUUGCCCAGAUGAAGUGUUUGCACCUUUGAUUCAAUUUUUUGCCUCACACCGGUGCAAAAAUCACAUACAUUUCCUCCUGCUAUUACCAAUAUCAUGAAUAUCUGUAGGGAAUCAACGUGAAGACUGUCUCCUACAGGAAGACGACUUCCUCUGCAGUUCCAUGUAAAUUUAUUUCAGCGAGGAGGUCAUCAUCAUGUCUAAACUGCCGACGGAAAAUGCAGCAUCACCUCACCUUUUGUUGAGUAGCAACAAUCGAGUAGUGGUAGUCAGCUUCAAAUCAUUUGAUGUUUAGGUUCCGAUUCUCUCUUAUCUGAAUAGUUGCAUGCAGCUUUCACUUUUAUAGGGGGUUACCAUCUUGCACAUUUAUAUAUCUGUGUGAUUACAUAAAUUCAGUUUUGAUUGUUCUUCCUUUUGCAGAUGUUUGUAUUUAGCUGAACCACCGUCUACUUUUACUGUUUCCAUAUGAUAUUCUCCCUUGCUGGAAUUGGUCACCGUUGGUUAUCCUUCAUCAUAUAUUUUUAUAUGUUAUUCACAUAUUUUAUAUCUUCUAGACACCAGAAGCAGAUACCCUCCAUCUCUGGCGCAACUUGUCGGCCGGGCUUCUGUCGAGACGGGCUCGUCACUUGUUA
Triticum aestivum (bread wheat) is the source of this 2305-nucleotide messenger RNA. RefSeq lists its product as uncharacterized. NCBI's taxonomy places the organism in Eukaryota, Viridiplantae, Streptophyta, Magnoliopsida, Poales, Poaceae. The record is from RefSeq and is a predicted model, not a curated record. The coding region runs from base 124 to 465 and encodes 113 amino acids. The transcript is spliced from 3 exons.